AUGACUUCCAUCGUCCUGCCGAACAUGCCGAACACCUCUCUGACGCCAGAAGCCUACACGGCAGCGGCAACACGCGGCCCGCGAAGACCAGUAUUGGCGUCGUAUGAAGCAUUCUAUCGACUCGCCGAAUCCCGAACAACAACAAAGGUCGUGGCCGGGACACUAGCGAAGAUGACUUUUGAGUCUAGCGGUGUCUGGUGUUCUGGCGCGUCUGUCGUUCUGGCGCGGUUCCCUGAAUCCCUUGAACUUAACGCGAUCGAAGAUCAAGCGGCGAGAAGGACCUGUCACCAAGUCGCCUUCUGGAUGAUGACUGACUAG
This is a messenger RNA of Trichosporon asahii var. asahii CBS 2479, 318 nucleotides long. RefSeq lists its product as uncharacterized. The coding region runs from base 1 to 318 and encodes 105 amino acids. The transcript has 2 exons. NCBI's taxonomy places the organism in Eukaryota, Fungi, Basidiomycota, Tremellomycetes, Trichosporonales, Trichosporonaceae. The record is from RefSeq and is a predicted model, not a curated record.